AUGAUGGCUUCAGCACAGAAAGCAACCAAGCUCUGGGGUGGCAGAUUCUCUGGGGAGCUUGACCCGUUGAUGGUCACUUAUAACGAAUCAAUCAAUUUCGACAAGGUGUUUUACGCCCAGGACAUCCAAGGUUCAAUCGCCUUUGCUCGUGCCAACGUUGGAACCGGCAUUCUUACCAAGGAGGAGUUCACCGCCAUCGAAAAGGGAUUGACGCAGGUGCUUCAAGAGUGGAAGGAUGGUAAAUUCGUUAUCCAGCAUGGCGUAGAUGAGGAUAUUCACACCGCCAACGAGCGUCGGUUGGGAGAGAUCAUCGGGAAGGAUAUUGCGGGGAAGCUCCACACAGGCCGGAGCCGAAAUGACCAGGUUGCGACGGACUUGCGAAUGUGGCUCCGAGACGAGCUCCGUGAGGCUGAGAAGUUCCUCGUUGAGCUGCUCACUAUCCUCACCGAUCGUGCUGCCUUGGAUAUUGAUUAUUUGAUGCCAGGCUACACCCAUCUUCAGCGUGGACAGCCUGUACGAUGGAGUCACUGGAUGCUUAGCUACGGCUCUGCAUUCCUCGGCGAUCUCGAACGCCUCCGCGAGGUAAUAAAGCACGUCAACAAGUGCCCACUUGGAUGCGGUGCUCUUGCAGGAAAUGCGUUUGGAAUUGACAGAGUUGCUAUGGCAGAAGAACUUGGAUUUGAAGGCCUGAUUCUGAACAGCAUGGCUGGUGUUGGAGACCGAGAUUUCAUCCUCGAAGCUCUGCAGUGGGCGUCGACUUUGAUGCUGCACCUAUCUCGCUGGAGCGAAGAUUUGAUCAUCUAUAGCACGACUGAGUUUGGGUUCGUCAGGCUAUCCGAUGCAUAUACCACCGGUAGCUCGCUGAUGCCACAGAAGAAGAACUGUGACUCUCUCGAGUUGCUUCGCGGCAAGUCGGCACGACUCUUUGGCAGUAUGGCCGGCCUGACCAUGACUAUCAAGGGUAUCCCAUCUACCUAUAACAAGGAUCUGCAGGAGAGUGUCCAGCCGAUGAUUGAAAGCAUGAAGACUGUCAAGGACAGUGUUUUGAUCGCAACUCGUGUCCUCGCAACGCUCACAGUCUUCCCCGAGAAGAUGCUUGCAGCUCUAAGCCCCGACAUGCUCGCUACUGACCUUGCUGAAUACUUGGUUCGCAAGGGUGUUCCAUUCCGAGAAACUCAUCAUAUCUCUGGCCGCGUUGUUGCGUUGGCGGAGAAGGAGAACAUUCCUAUGGACAAGUUGACUCUCUCUCAGUUUAAGGGUGUCGAUGAGCGAAUUGGCGAUGACGUAUUGGAGGUAUUCAACUAUGAGCGCUCCGUUGAGCUCAAGUCCGCCAUUGGCGGUACUAGCAAAUCAGCUGUCCUGAAGCAGAUCGAGACGCUGAGAAAGUCACUGUAA
Microsporum canis CBS 113480 is the source of this 1395-nucleotide messenger RNA. RefSeq names its product argininosuccinate lyase. Gene Ontology annotation, cellular component: cytosol. The transcript is spliced from 5 exons. The coding region runs from base 1 to 1395 and encodes 464 amino acids. NCBI's taxonomy places the organism in Eukaryota, Fungi, Ascomycota, Eurotiomycetes, Onygenales, Arthrodermataceae. Gene Ontology annotation, molecular function: argininosuccinate lyase activity. The record is from RefSeq and is a predicted model, not a curated record.